Pocillopora meandrina is the source of this 2428-nucleotide messenger RNA. The record is from the annotation of a GenBank genome assembly. Lineage: Eukaryota; Metazoa; Cnidaria; Anthozoa; Scleractinia; Pocilloporidae.
AACGGAGAUGAGCUUUGUUGCACCAGAGCCAUCGUCACGGCCAAAGCCAGACUUGACCAGCACCCCAACUGGGACGGGUUCAAAAGAGGCAGAAGGAUCCAAGCAGAACAUGCAGUAGACCUUCAUCACGAAACGAGAGUUCCCCGAGGUCCUUGUGGGUACGACGAACUCCGAGCCUUCUCUCUUGCUCCUUCUCUCUACGACUAUCAAAUUCUUCUCUGCGAUGCCACGCGCGGGUAUGUCGUGACGUUGUUUGGCCCACCUUCACAAAAGCAGCUAGUCCCCCUCUACAAUGACGGCCAUUACAAUGUCAUCACUUCUCUACCCGGAUUCUUUGGCACCUCCUACUUCUGCACGAGGUGUCUCAAACCCUACGACAACCAAGGUCACCAUGCCUGCGACAACAACCCGGACCACUGCAGGGCCUGUCUCCAGACUGGAUGUCCAGAUUACACUGAGGCCCGAUGCCGAAGUCUUCUGGCGAUGCAGACCUGCGAUUUAUGUAGAUUUAUGUUCUAUGGGACAGCGUGUUUCACCAAUCACGUGUCUAAGACACAGAGUGGGAAGACUGCGGAUCACCAGCAACUGAGCGUCUGUAUGAGUCGUAGGAAGUGCGGCAACUGUCGCAAACUCCUUGUGGGUCGCAAACAGCAACAAGAACACCGGUGUGGCCAUGUCACGUGUCCUUCGUGUCACCAUUACGUCGAAGCCUUCAAUGACGAAAAACCUCCGUUACACGUAUUCUUCGACGUGGAGGUCAUGCAGGACACCGGACGUCACGUUCCAAAUCUCUUCAACACCCUUUCUAAUCAAUCCUACGUCGGACGCAUUCCUGACACUUCCUACUUCAUGCCAGACGUCAUGUCUGUAUCUGCGCGACGGGACUUUGAGGCGUGGCAUACUUGACAAUGUGUGGCCAACGUCAUCUACGACUUCCAAAAGGAGUUGACUGAAUACUGCGAGGCUGACGUCAGACUCCUCAAGCAGGGGUGUCUCUCCUUCAAGUCCGUAUUCGAGCCUCUGGCUUGCUUCAAUCCUUUUUCCCACAUCACCAUUGCCUCUGCUUGCAACUGGGAUCUCCGUCAGAACCGCAUGGAAGCUGACACGAUCACCAGCAAACCGCUCCACGGAUGGCGCUUGAACACCAAUCAUUCUCGCAUCGCCCUGGAAUGGCUCCACUGGCAACAGUACCAGCUACUGGAUAAAGACGAUUACAUCCGACAUGUGGGCAAUUCUGGCGAGUACCGGAUCCCCAUUCUCGGUACACGGUAGACAGAUACCAUGAGAAAACCAACACUGUCUACGAGUUCCAAGGCUGCUUUUGGCAUGGUUGUCCGGUCUGCUAUUCCAAUUGCACCGAAUCCCACUGCCACCUCGACGAUAGGUGCUUUGACGACGUGUACCAUUGCACGCAGGUCAAACUCGACUUACUGCGUAAUCGAGGUUUCAGGGUAGUCGAAAUUUGGGAGUGUCAAUGGGAAAAACUGAAACGAGAACGCGAAGAUGUUUGCGCGUUCGUUGAUGCCCUUGGGAUGCGUUCUUCGGAGGUCGUACGAACGCCUUACGACUUUACCACAAGGUAGACGAGACUUGCGGGGAAAAGAUUCGUUAUUUCGAUUUCAUGUCUCUGUACCCGUGGGUCAACAAGAACGGUAAGUACCCUCUGGGACAUCCCGAGAUCAUCUCUCAACCUGGUCAUACAGACCUUUCUCGUUAUUUCGGCUUAGUGAAACGCACGGUGCUUCCACCCCACGGUCUCUUCCAUCCCGUGCUACCUUACAGUCACGCCAGCAAACUCACCUUUCCGCCCUGUGCCUCCUGCGUGACCUAGGAAAUGGCCAAACCCUUUCUGGAGCGUACUCCUGGCUGUACUCACACAGAUUCGGAACGCCAACUUGUAGGGACCUGGUGCACACCAGAACUCCUCAAGGCUAUUGAGAAGGGAUACAAAGUCGUCUGCGUACACGAAGUGUGGCAUUUCCCGACCACUCGCAGAGGGCUCUUCGAAGACUACGUGAACACGUGGCUUAAGAUCAAGGAAGAGGCCAGUGGGUGGCCGAGUCAUGUGGGCGACGAUCCCCUGAAACGUCAACGACACUUGGACGAUUACAGAGACAAAGAGGGGAUCGGAUUGGACCCGGAAAAGAUCGAGAAAAAUCCCGGACUGCGUACACUGGCCGAGAUGAUGUUAAACUCCAUGUGGGGUAAAUUUGGUCAACUUACCAACAAGACACAAGUCCGGGAAUUUGACGACCCCAAAAAAUUUUCCACCUUCUGUAUCAGCGACACCCUCCAAAUCAAGUACGUUGGUAUACAAUCAGACGAUCGCGUUGAAGUACAAUACACUUUACAAGAGGAAGACGAAUCCAUCUCGCCCAACCUGAACAUAUUCGUGGCCUGUUUCACGACCUGUUGGGCUCAUCUUUAA